AAACCAAGACCAGUCGAACUCUCUUCUGCAUUAAUUCCGUUUUCGAGUCUCAUCCCUAAUUUAAAAAAGAGAAAAGCAGAAAAGGAAAGAGAUAUUAGCAGAAAAUCCCAUUUAUCGAUCGAUUGAUUUUGAUCUCAGAAUGAGCACCGGCGAGCUACUCGAAAUCGACCCUCUUGAACUCAAAUUCCCAUUCGAAUUAAAGAGGCAGAUCUCCUGCUCUAUCCAGCUAUCCAACAAAACCGAUGACCACAUCGCCUUUAAGGUCAAGACUACGAGCCCGAAGAAGUACUGCGUUCGACCCAACACCGGGAUCGUCUUGCCCCGAUCCACAUGCGAUGUCAUUGUUACCAUGCAAGCGCAGAAGGAAGCGCCUCCUGACAUGCAAUGCAAAGACAAAUUUCUUGUUCAAAGCGUUGUCACCAUGACAGGAGUCACUAUGAAGGAUAUCACACCCGAAAUGUUUACUAAAGAGUCAGGUAAUACGGUAGAUGAGGUCAAACUGCGAGUUCUUUAUGUGUCGCCGCCUCAACCUCCAUCUCCAGUUCCGGAGGGAUCUGAUGAAGGAUCUUCUCCUAGGGCUUCUGUGUCAGAUAAUGGGACUGCAACCUCGCAGGAAUUUGCUAACACAUUGAGAUCAUGUACUGAACCUCAAGAAAAAUCUUCAGAGGCAAUGGCAUUUAUUUCAAGGCUUACCGAGGAGAAGAACGCUGCAAUCCAACAGAAACAUAAACUCCGACAGGAACUUGAGCUUUUGAGGAAAGAGGUGGGUAAGCAACGCGGUGGUGGUUUCUCCUUCGUGUUUGUGGUGAUUGUUGCACUGCUGGCUAUCACUCUUGGCUAUCUUGUGAAGUCAUGAGUGAUGCUUCUCCUCGGACAUUCCUUGAGAGAAAUUUAUCCUAAAAGAGCAAAAAAGGCAAUUCAAAAUGGAAGGAAAGAAAGAAAGUUCAAAAUUGACAUUGUUUUCUCAGAUAGCAGUGUGCUUCAGCGGCUUGUAAUUGUCUAGGUUUAACUCCGUUGUAAUUUGAGGAUCUGUCUUUUAGGUCUCUUGUUCAACGUUGCUUCUAUAGUUUUUGCGUCUAGUCCCUAGCUCUUUAGCUUCGUAGUAUCUAUUGAUGUUCAUUAAAUUCUCAUUCAUUUUCAAGUGAUAAUUGGUUUUUCUCAUAUUUAUCAAUCU
Messenger RNA from Asparagus officinalis (garden asparagus), 1174 nucleotides. RefSeq names its product vesicle-associated protein 1-1-like. Gene Ontology annotation, biological process: endoplasmic reticulum membrane organization. Gene Ontology annotation, cellular component: endoplasmic reticulum membrane; plasma membrane. The coding region runs from base 140 to 856 and encodes 238 amino acids. The record is from RefSeq and is a predicted model, not a curated record. Lineage: Eukaryota; Viridiplantae; Streptophyta; Magnoliopsida; Asparagales; Asparagaceae. The transcript has 8 exons.